AAGUCGAGCAAAGCCAAGGAGAAGAAGCAGAAGCGCCUGGAGGAGCGAGCAGCCAUGGAUGCCGUCUGUGCCAAAGUGGACGCUGCCAACAGGCUCGGAGACCCUCUGGAGGCCUUCCCAGUGUUCAAGAAGUACGAUCGAAACGGGCUGGACGUCUCCAUUGAAUGUAAGCGCGUGUCUGGGCUGGAGCCCGCCACCGUGGACUGGGCCUUCGACCUGACCAAAACCAACAUGCAAACCAUGUACGAGCAGAGCGAGUGGGGCUGGAAGGACCGGGAGAAGCGGGAGGAGAUGACGGAUGACCGGGCCUGGUACCUCAUCGCCUGGGAAAACCGCUCCGUCCCCGUUGCCUUCUCGCACUUCCGGUUUGACGUGGAGUGCGGGGAUGAGGUCCUGUACUGCUACGAGGUGCAGUUGGAGAGCAAGGUGCGGCGGAAAGGCCUGGGCAAGUUCCUCAUCCAGAUCCUGCAGCUCAUGGCCAACAGCACACAGAUGAAGAAGGUUAUGUUAACAGUAUUUAAACACAAUCAUGGCGCCUACCAGUUCUUCCGAGAGGCCCUGCAGUUUGAGAUUGAUGACUCUUCCCCCAGCGUGUCUGGCUGCUGUGGGGAGGACUGCUCCUACGAGAUUCUGAGCCGGAGGACCAAGUUUGGCGACAGCCAGCACUCCCACGCCGGCGGGCACUGCGGCGGCUGCUGCCACUGAGCUCCCAGAGACACUGCGGUCACGAUGCUCUUUCCUAGGCCUGUCCUCCCCCUCGGUCUCACGCUGCCUGCCAGGUGCCCUCAGGGCUGUGGCCUCGUGGGCCCUGCCUGUGUCAGGCUGCACCCUGAGAGCAGAGCUGGGAGGGGUGGUCCGAGCCGCCCUUCCUCCUCCCUCCC
Messenger RNA from Carlito syrichta (Philippine tarsier), 881 nucleotides. RefSeq names its product N(alpha)-acetyltransferase 40, NatD catalytic subunit (gene NAA40). Gene Ontology annotation, molecular function: histone H2A acetyltransferase activity; histone H4 acetyltransferase activity; protein N-terminal-serine acetyltransferase activity. NCBI's taxonomy places the organism in Eukaryota, Metazoa, Chordata, Mammalia, Primates, Tarsiidae. The coding region runs from base 55 to 705 and encodes 216 amino acids. The record is from RefSeq and is a predicted model, not a curated record. Gene Ontology annotation, cellular component: nucleus. The transcript has 7 exons.